AUGCUGACCACCGCAAACGUACUGACGUAUGUGCUGCCCACGCUGUUGGUCUUCCUGGUGCACGCCCCCAUCGACAACGGCGGCUUCCGCUGGGCCUGGAACGCCGGGUUCAACCGCGUGCUGCGUACCCACUUCAGCAGCCCUGAACAACAGAAGUAUCUGCAACUGAUCCGGAAGUGGGCGAUGGAACACAACCCGUCGAAGCACACGUCCAGCCACUGGUGGUACUCGGAGCUGGGUUCGCUGACGCCCGCCUUCGACGCGCUGGUGCACAGCCCGGAGGUCGCCAGCAUGUUUGCCUCCAUCUUCUCGCCUCGCUGGUACACGGUGAUCCCUGUGUGGGGCAUGAAUGAGAUAUACGUGAGCGGCCCGAAUCGAACGGGCAACUCGGACACGGUUUUCUACACCAAGCACAUCGACGGGCCCUUCCCCUUCUUCCCCUUCGCCUCCUGCUUCCGUUGCAUCGUGGGCAUGGACAACAACACACAGGUCUCCACCGUCUUCCCCAUGGUGCCCACGUCCAUCACUGCACAGCAGGGCAACCUGGUGGCCUUUGACUUCCACCGCGAGCCGCACUUCAUCCAGGACCACCCCAACGCUGGCCUGGCGAACAAGGAGCAGCGCAUCGUGCUGAAGCUACACUUUGUCACGUACCCCACCCUUCUCAUGCCACUUGGCCGCCUGCUCGCCUUCAUGAGCACGUGUUACAAUCAGCUCUUCCGUCUGCUCUUCGUGAGCACCAUCACGCCGGAGACUGCGCUGGAGAAGUUCGGCGCGUGGAACGUGGUCUUCUGGACGCACGCGUUCAACAAGGCUGAGGAGUACGUGGGCUGGAACAACCUGUCCUACCUCGCCCUGCUGGUGCACCUCAGUGUCGCCAGCUCUCAGCCCCUGGUGCUGCUGCUCGGCACGUCCUUCGUGCACUACGUCCGCUACAUCAAGACCUUCUACUGGCGCACGGAGCUGCAGUGGGCGACGUUCAAGCGCGACGUGCUUGUCUUCAAGACGGUCUCGCUCUCGCAGCUGAGCGCGCAGCCUACACUACUGUGGCCCGUCGCCCUAUCCCUCUCGCUGCUGUUUGUCGGCUACUUCGUGAGCAUCUCCGCCACGUUCGCGCUGGGCGUGGACCGCACCUACUUUGGCGAGGAACUGGGCUACUGCCCGCCCAAGCGCGUCACCCGGUUCCCUUAUGGCCCCACCCCAUGA
Molecule: messenger RNA, 1206 nt
Organism: Emiliania huxleyi CCMP1516
Lineage: Eukaryota; Haptophyta; Isochrysidales; Noelaerhabdaceae
Exons: 2
Coding region: 1-1206 (401 amino acids)
Biological process (GO): phosphatidylcholine biosynthetic process
Molecular function (GO): S-adenosylmethionine-dependent methyltransferase activity
Source: RefSeq, a predicted model, not a curated record